AAUACAUUGAUUAGAGGAUACUUUUGAUAUAUGCUGCGCAUGAGAUUUAGGCAACAAUAGGCUCUAAUUAUCAUAAGCCAAAAAUGAUCAAGCCACUCUUAAACAUUAUCAUCAUUUGAUCUACCAUUGUCCCAUAUGAAAUCACACCCCACAGUAGUCCUGAUCACGAACUUUACAAAAUUAAAUCAUCGCUCAGAAGACUUCUAAAUUCUUUUGAAGUGAUAGUGUGAAAUUGGUUUUAAAUAGAGUUCAACAGUUAAUAUUUCUUUUAAUUAAUUUGUAAUUAAAUUUUAAUGAUUGUUGUUGUAGUAUAGAAUAAAAAAGAUGCUAAAAUUACAUACCGAAAUUAUCAUGCAGACCUGGUAAAGACUGGUUCUAGUUCUGGAAUUGGGCGGGCCAUUACCCAUUCCUUCUCUGUCGCUCUGCCUCUUCUAAUAUCUUUCUCUCUAUAGAUUUGCUCCGAACCCCGCAUUCCAUGGGGUCUGUGCUCUGCGACUGGCCUUCAUUUGACCCUCACAACUUUAGCCAACUUAGACCCACUGAUCCCUCCAACCCCUCGAAAAUGGCUUUUGCUACUUAUCAUCCUCCUCACAGCCGGACUCUUCCACCUCCUGAUCAAGUGAUAACUACUAAAGCCAAAAAUAUUCUUCUGAGAAAAUUCUAUGAGCGAGCUGAAGAAAAGAGGCCUUCUAUAUGGCAAAUGCUUGUAUGGAGUUGUUGCAUGUAUUCUUCUGAGAAAAUUCUAUGAGCAAGCUGAAGAAAAGGUUGGUAACUAAUAUCUGAUGUCACAUGUUUAACAUUCGACACGUACAUUGGUUCUAUCUGAUUGCUACACGUACUUCUAGCCUCUCACUGGCAUUCUCUUACAGUUGAGACCACAGAGAGCUGCCUCGGAAAAUCUAAUACUAGAGCAUGGUUGCAAGCAGCCGAGGGCUUCUACUUCAUGCUAAGCUUUGUUUACUGUUGGAAGUCCAAUAUACCGGUUGUCAAUGUAAAUACAAGUCAUGUUCUGUCAUGCCCAAUAUGUCAAUUUAUGGAUGAAAGGGACUUGCUAGCUCAUUGCUCUGAAAUUUAGAGCCAUGCAUGUAGACUUGUGGGUAGGAAUCAGAUUUAUAGCUUAAUAAUCAAAUAACAAAGAUUGAGAUGAUUAGUCGUUCGUCACUUUAA
Messenger RNA from Hevea brasiliensis (rubber tree), 1167 nucleotides. Its product is annotated as DET1- and DDB1-associated protein 1. The record is from RefSeq and is a predicted model, not a curated record. Bases 476 to 748 code for a protein of 90 amino acids. Lineage: Eukaryota; Viridiplantae; Streptophyta; Magnoliopsida; Malpighiales; Euphorbiaceae. The transcript is spliced from 4 exons. Gene Ontology annotation, biological process: positive regulation of proteasomal ubiquitin-dependent protein catabolic process. Gene Ontology annotation, cellular component: Cul4-RING E3 ubiquitin ligase complex.